GAUGGCGCUGUGAGCGCGCGCGAGAUACCCGUCGCCAUUUUAUGUCGAAAAAUCAGACUGAGAUCGGAGAGAAACGCUCACGGUUUAUUAGUUUAGAUUCUGGGAGACACCACAUAAGAAAUGUCUGUCGGAAAAUAAUAUUGGGAAGCAGCAAGAUGCCAAACCUGAUGUUGGACUGAGGGACUUUACUUCACAUCAACAGACACUGGAAGACAAAGCAGAUUAUACACCGGAAUUUCAUACCUGGGGGGGGGGACAGCUGAAUUAACCUAUCUCUGCGGUGACUAAAGGGGAAUAAUGGUGAUUUUGCGCCGGGCUCGGCCGCCUGCUUCCGCCCCGACCAGCAAUGAAUCUUGACUCGCUCUCGCUGGCUUUGUCUCAAAUCAGCUACCUGGUUGAUAAUUUAACGAAGAAAAAUUACAGAGCCAGCCAGCAGGAAAUACAGCAUAUUGUGAAUCGACACGGCCCUGAGGCAGACAGGCAUUUGUUACGCUGUCUCUUCUCCCAUGUGGAUUUCAGUGGCGAUGGUAAAAGCAGUGGCAAAGACUUUCAUCAGACACAGUUUCUCAUCCAAGAGUGUGCGUCGCUGAUUACUAAGCCGAACUUUAUCUCGACGCUUUGCUACGCCAUCGACAAUCCUUUGCAUUAUCAGAAGAGUUUGAAGCCGUCACCGCAUUUGUUUACUCAGCUGAGUAAAGUUCUCAAAUUAAGCAAGGUUCAAGAGGUGAUUUUCGGCCUUGCUUUGUUGAACUCCUCCAGCUUAGACCUUAGAGGGUUUGCCACCCAGUUUGUGAAGCAGAAGCUACCGGAUCUCCUGCGUUCUUACGUGGACUCGGACCUCGGGGGGAACCAGGAAGGUGGCUUCCAAGACAUUGCCAUAGAGGUCCUGCACCUGCUCCUCUCCCAUCUCCUCUUUGGACAGAAGGGAGCGUGUGGGGUUGGACAGGAACAGAUUGACGCUUUCCUCAAGACCCUGUGCAGAGAUUUCCCGCAGGAGCGCUGCCCCGUGGUGCUCGCACCACUGCUGUACCCUGAGAAACGGGACGUUCUGAUGGACAGGAUUCUGCCAGACUCCGGGGGGUUAGCCAAGACCAUGAUGGAGAGCUCGCUCGCAGAGUUCAUGCAAGAAGUUGGCUAUGGCUUUUGUGCAAGUCUCGAUGAGUGCCGUAAUAUUAUCCUGCAGUAUGGCGUGCGGGAGGUCACUGCCAGCCAGGUGGCGCGGGUGCUGGGCAUGAUGGCCCGCACCCACUCGGGCCUGUCUGAUGGGAUUCCCCUGCAGUCCAUCUCUGCUCCAGGCAGUGGGAUCUGGAGCGAUGGGAAGGACAAGAGCGAGGGCUCCCAGGCCCACACCUGGAACGUAGAAGUUCUGAUUGACGUUGUCAAGGAAGUCAACCCCAAUCUCAACUUUAAAGAAGUAACCUACGAGCUGGACCACCAGGGCUUCGUCAUCCGCGACAGCAAGGGCCUGCAGAUCGUGGUGUACGGGAUCCAGAGGGGCCUGGGCAUGGAGGUGUUCCCCGUGGACCUUAUCUACAGGCCCUGGAAGCAUGCCGAGGGACAGCUAUCAUUCAUCCAGCAUUCCCUGAUGAACCCGGACAUCUUCUGCUUCGCGGAUUACCCCUGCCACACCGUCGCCAUCGACAUCCUCAAGGCCCCGCCCGAAGACGACAACCGGGAGAUAGCCACCUGGAAGAGUUUGGACCUGGUGGAGAGCCUGCUGCGUCUCUCGGAGGUGGGGCAGUACGAGCAGGUCAAGCAGCUCUUCAGCUUCCCCAUCAAGCACUGCCCUGACAUGCUGGUGCUGGCGCUGCUACAGAUCAGCACUUCAUGGCACACCCUGCGCCACGAGCUCAUCUCCACCCUGAUGCCCAUCUUCCUGGGCAACCACCCCAACUCCGCCAUCAUUUUGCACUAUGCAUGGCACGGACAGGGACAGUCUCCUUCCAUCCGUCAGCUGAUCAUGCACUCGAUGGCAGAGUGGUACAUGAGAGGGGAACAGUAUGACCAAGCCAAGCUGUCCCGCAUCCUGGAUGUGGCUCAGGACUUGAAGUCUCUAUCGAUGCUGCUAAACGGCACUCCCUUUGCCUUCGUUAUUGACCUUGCUGCACUUGCGUCUCGCCGUGAAUACCUCAAACUUGACAAAUGGCUCACUGACAAAAUCAGAGAGCACGGGGAACCCUUCAUCCAGGCGUGUGUGACUUUCCUGAAGAGGCGCUGUCCCUCCAUCAUGGGUGGAUUGGCUCCUGAGAAGGACCAGCCCAAAAGCGCUCAGCUCCCCCCAGAGACGCUGGCUACCAUGCUGGCCUGUCUGCAGUCAUGUGCAGGGAGUGUGUCUCAGGAGCUGUCGGAGACAAUCCUGACCAUGGUAGCUAACUGCAGCAACGUCAUGAACAAAGCGCGGCAGCCGCCACCCGGGGUCAUGCCAAAGGGACGCGCCCCCAGCACCAGCAGCCUCGACGCCAUUUCCCCUGUGCAGGUAUCACUGUCCCCUCUGCAGAUCGACCCGCUGUCUGCCAUGGGCACCCUCAAUCUGGGGGGGUCGGCCACCUCCCACACUCAGAGCAUGCCAGGGUUUCCCACACCGCUGGGCUCUGCCUUCAGCAACCCCCAGUCUCCAGCGAAGGUGUUCCCCACCCUGUCCACCCCCACUCCCCCCACACCCUUCGGUGGCAUCGGGAGCAUCUCCACACAGCUGCCAGGUCCACUGGGCAGCGGCAGCCUGACUGGCAUAGGGUCCGGCCUGGGAAUGCCCGCGGUGAGCAGCGACCCCUUCGGGACCAGGAAGAUGAGCACCCCGGGACUGAACGCCCCCACCUUCCAGCAGACUGACCUGUCUCAGGUGUGGCCCGAGGCAAACCAGCACUUUAGCAAGGAGAUCGACGACGAGGCCAAUAGCUACUUCCAGCGCAUUUACAACCACCCGCCGCACCCCACCAUGUCCGUCGACGAGGUGAGCCUGCCGUCGCCACACCCCACCAUGUCCGUCAACGAGGUGCUGGAGAUGCUGCAGAGGUUCAAAGACUCCAACAUCAAGCGGGAGCGCGAGGUGUUCAACUGCAUGCUGAGGAACCUGUUUGAGGAGUACCGCUUCUUCCCCCAGUACCCCGACAAAGAGCUGCACAUCACCGCCUGCCUGUUCGGAGGCAUCAUAGAGAAGGGGCUGGUCACCUACAUGGCCCUGGGCCUGGCGCUGCGCUACGUCCUGGAGGCCUUAAGGAAACCGUUCGGAUCCAAAAUGUACUACUUUGGCAUCGCUGCACUAGAUAGGUUUAAAAACAGACUGAAGGACUAUCCCCAGUACUGUCAGCACUUGGCUUCCAUUCCACACUUCCUGCAGUUCCCUCACCAUUUACAGGAGUGUGUGCAGUAUAUCGAGUACGGCCAGCAGUCACGAGACCCCCCUGUGAAGAUGCAGGGCUCCAUCACCACCCCCGGCAGCCUGGCCCUCGCCCAGGCCCAGGCCCAGUCCCAGGCCCCCCCCAAAGCCCCCCUCCCCGGCCAGGUCAGCACCAUGGUAACCACAUCCACCACAACCACUGUUGCCAAAACCACUACCAUUACCCGCCCCCCCACCACCGUCAGCUUCAAGAAGGACGUGCCAGUGAGUAUCGGUAACGCCAGGGAAAUCGGGCCCUCUAUAAACACGACCAACAUCGACACCCUGUUGGUGGCAACAGACCAAACUGAGAGGAUUGUGGAACCUCCCGAAAACGUCCAGGAGAAGAUUGCUUUCAUCUUUAACAAUCUGUCACAGUCAAACAUGAGUCAGAAGGUUGAGGAGCUGAAGGAGACGGUGAAAGAGGAGUUCAUGCCCUGGGUGUCUCAGUACCUGGUCAUGAAGCGGGUCAGCAUCGAGCCCAACUUCCACAGCCUCUACUCCAACUUCCUGGACACACUGAAGAACCCAGAAUUUGUCAAAAUGGUCCUGAACGAGACUUACAGGAACAUUAAGGUUUUGCUGACCUCUGACAAGGCCGCAGCUAAUUUCUCUGACCGAUCCCUGCUGAAGAACCUGGGUCACUGGCUUGGAAUGAUCACUCUGGCAAAAAACAAACCCAUACUGUACACGGAUCUGGAGGUGAAGUCCCUGCUGCUGGAGGCCUAUGUGAAGGGACAGCAGGAGCUGCUCUAUGUCGUCCCCUUUGUUGCCAAAGUCUUGGAGUCCAGUCUGAGGAGCAUGAUUUUCCGGCCCCAGAACCCUUGGACUAUGGCCAUUAUGAAUGUACUGGCAGAGCUGCACCAGGAACAUGAUUUGAAGCUGAACCUGAAGUUUGAGAUCGAGGUGCUGUGUAAGAACCUGUCGCUGGACAUCAAUGACCUGAAGCCUGGAAACCUGCUGAAGGACAAGGAGAAGCUGAAGAACCUGGAUGAGCAGCUGUCCGCACCAAAGAAAGAGGCCAAACCGCCCGAGGAAAUGCUUCCCAUCGUCACCACAGGAGACUGCCCUCCGUUCGCAGCUGCGCCCCCCACCCCGGCCACCGCUACGGGGCCGCCCACCCCCCAGUUCAGCUACCACGACAUCAACGUCUACGCCCUGGCGGGACUGGCCCCCCACAUUAACAUCAACAUCAACAUCCCCCUGCUGCAGGCCCACCCCCAGCUGAAGCAGUGUGUGCGGCAGUCCAUCGAGCGGGCGGUGCAGGAGCUCGUGCACCCCGUGGUGGACCGCUCCAUCAAGAUCGCCAUGACGACGUGCGAGCAGAUCGUCCGGAAGGACUUUGCGCUGGACUCGGAGGAGUCGCGCAUGCGUGUGGCCGCGCACCACAUGAUGCGUAACCUGACGGCCGGCAUGGCCAUGAUCACCUGCAGGGAGCCGCUGCUCAUGAGCAUCGCCACCAACCUGAAGAGCAGCUUCGCCGCCGCGCUCAGGGCUCCCACCCCCCAGCAGAGGGAGAUGAUGGAGGAGGCUGCUGCCCGCAUUGCCCAGGACAACUGCGAGCUGGCCUGCUGCUUCAUCCAGAAGACCGCCGUGGAGAAGGCCGGCCCCGAAAUGGACAAGAGACUGGCCACUGAGUUUGAGCUGAGGAAGCACGCCCGGCAGGAGGGCCGGCGUUACUGCGACCCGGUCGUGCUGACGUACCAGGCCGAGCGCAUGCCGGAGCAGAUCCGGCUGAAGGUCGGGGGCGUGGACCCUAAACAGCUGGCUGUUUACGAGGAAUUUGCCCGCAAUGUUCCCGGCUUCCUGCCCAGCAACGACCUGUCCCAGCCCACAGGAUUCCUGGCCCAGCCUAUGAAGCAGCAGGCCUGGGCGGCGGACGACGUGGCGCAGAUCUAUGAUAAGUGCAUGGCGGACCUGGAGCAGCACCUGCACGCCAUCCCCCCGGCCCUCGCCAUGAACCCGCAGACCCAGGCCAUCCGCAGCCUGCUGGAGUCCGUGGCCCUCGCCCGCAACUCCCGGGACGGCAUCGCCGCGCUCGGCCUCCUGCAGAAGGCUGUGGAGGGGCUGCUGGAUGCCACCAGCGGUGCAGAUGCUGACCUGCUGCUGCGUUAUCGGGAGUGCCACCUGCUGGUGCUGAAGGCCCUGCAGGACGGCCGCGCCUACGGGCCUCAGUGGUGCAACAAGCAGAUCACCCGGUGCCUGAUCGAGUGCCGUGACGAAUACAAGUACAACGUGGAGGCCGUGGAGCUGCUGAUCCGAAACCACCUGGUCAACAUGCAGCAGUACGACCUGCACCUGGCACAGUCGAUGGAGAACGGGCUGCACUACAUGGCGGUGGCGUUCGCCAUGCAGCUGGUGAAGCUGCUGCUGGUGGACGAGCGCAGCGUGAGCCACAUCACCGAGGCCGACCUAUUCCACACCAUCGAGACGCUCAUGAGAACCAGCACGCAUUCCCGAGCCAACGCCCCCGAGGGGCUUCCCCAGCUGAUGGAGGUGGUGCGGUCCAACUACGAGGCGAUGAUCGACCGCGCCCACGGUGGGCCCAACUUCAUGAUGCAUUCUGGGAUCUCCCAGGCGUCAGAGUACGACGACCCGCCAGGCCUGAGGGAGAAGGCGGAGUACCUGCUGAGGGAGUGGGUCAACCUGUACCACUCCGCCGCCGCCGGCCGUGACAGCACCAAGGCCUUCUCUGCCUUCGUGGGACAGAUGCACCAGCAGGGCAUCCUGAAGACGGACGACCUGAUCACGCGCUUCUUCCGCCUCUGCACUGAGAUGUGCGUGGAGAUCAGCUACCGCGCCCAGGCCGAGCAGCAGCACAACCCCGCCGCCAGCGCCGCCAUCAUCCGCGCCAAGUGCUACCACAACCUGGACGCCUUCGUCCGGCUCAUCGCCCUGCUCGUCAAGCACUCCGGCGAGGCCACCAACACCGUCACCAAGAUCAACCUGCUCAACAAGGUGCUGGGCAUCGUGGUGGGUGUGCUGAUCCAGGACCACGACGUGCGUCAGACGGAGUUCCAGCAGCUGCCCUACCACCGCAUCUUCAUCAUGCUGCUGCUGGAGCUCAACGCCCCCGAGCACGUGCUGGAGACCAUCAACUUCCAGACCCUCACUGCCUUCUGCAACACGUUCCACAUUCUGAGGCCUACCAAAGCUCCCGGGUUCGUGUACGCCUGGCUGGAGCUCAUCUCCCACCGGAUCUUCAUCGCCAGGAUGCUGGCGCACACCCCACAGCAGAAGGGAUGGCCCAUGUACGCCCAGCUGCUGAUCGACCUCUUCAAGUACCUGGCCCCCUUCCUGAGGAAUGUUGAGCUCAACAAACAUAUGCAAAUUCUCUACAAGGGCACUCUGCGCGUGCUGCUGGUGCUGCUUCACGACUUCCCAGAAUUCCUGUGUGACUACCACUACGGCUUCUGCGACGUCAUCCCGCCCAACUGCAUCCAGCUGCGCAACCUGAUCCUGAGUGCCUUCCCCCGAAACAUGAGGCUCCCAGACCCCUUCACCCCCAACCUGAAGGUGGACAUGCUGAGCGAAAUCAAUAUUGCUCCUCGUAUCCUCACCAACUUUACUGGAGUGAUGCCGUCUCAGUUUAAGAAGGAUCUGGACUCCUACCUGAAGACCCGCUCUCCCGUCACCUUUUUGUCUGAGCUGCGAGGCAACCUGCAGGUAGGGGGCACCAUUCUGGGUCCCUGGAAACUUUCGCAGCAAAGCGACACAUCCAUAGACAAGGUGUCGAACGAGCCGGGGAAUCGGUACAAUAUCCAGCUGAUCAACGCCCUGGUGCUGUACGUGGGGACUCAAGCCAUUGCUCACAUCCACAACAAGGGAAGCACCCCUUCCAUGAGCACCAUCACCCACUCUGCCCACAUGGACAUCUUCCAGAACCUGGCCGUGGACCUGGAUACUGAGGGGCGGUACCUGUUCCUUAAUGCUAUAGCCAAUCAGCUGCGGUAUCCGAACAGCCACACCCACUACUUCAGCUGCACCAUGCUCUACCUGUUUGCGGAAGCCAACACAGAGGCCAUACAGGAGCAGAUCACCAGGGUGCUGCUAGAGAGGCUGAUCGUGAACAGGCCUCACCCCUGGGGUCUGCUCAUCACCUUCAUCGAGCUCAUCAAGAACCCCGCCUUCAAGUUCUGGAACCACGACUUUGUGCACUGUGCACCGGAGAUAGAGAAGCUGUUCCAGUCGGUGGCUCAGUGCUGCAUGGGGCAGAAGCAAGCACAGCAGGUGAUGGAGGGCACCGGUGCCAGUUAGUGCUGCUACCUUUCGCCCACUCGCCCAGGCAGGGAGACACGCCACCUCCCCCACCCCACCCCCCUCCCCUGGGAACAGCUCGCUGUGCACACCCCGCUCUCGACCCAGCGGCGCCCCCACGACGCAGCGGGGGACACACCUGAGAGAGGUCACGUGGCUAACCUCUGACGGACUGCUUUCAGUUUAUUGGCCAGAAAAAAAGAACACGACCAAAAAAAAAAAUUAAAAUUGAUUUAAAAAAAGGACAUGCUGUGAAUAUAAUUUGGGAACUUUAAUGUAAAUAUAAAGGGAGUAGAGUCUUGCAGAGCUGGAUGGUAUGAGAGGAGAGAUGGUGGCAUAGGAGCCUGAGGUCAGAGACCAGCUGAACAUUCAGAUUCUGCAGUGAACGGCAGCUGCUGAUAGUUCCACUUUGGGGGGGAGCAAUCCAGCCCCCCUGCCCCUGACCCCCAGCUGGGUACCCCGCCCCCUUCAAAGGAUUUAGGUUUUGCCUUCAUGACGACGUGUUUGACAGGUCACUUUGUGUUCAGAGGCUGAGGAGGAGCGAAGAAAGCAGCCUUGUUUUGGUUUGCGUUUUUUAUUGAUGGGAGCAGUGCACUGUAUUCUUUUAUUAAAGGGUUUAUUUCAGAGUUAGUGUGGCAUGGCGGGGCGUGGGGGGGGUGGGGUGUGUCAUUUUUAAACAUGGGGUAAUGGGCGCUCCCUAAUGCUUGUAAAAUUGUGGAAUACAGAAAUUUCAGAUUGAUCACAGAUGAAUCUGUUAGUUUGUAUAAAGAUCCCAAAUUGCAAAACUAAAAAGAAAAAAGAAUGGACCAAUACAGCCCCUUUUGUAAGGAUUUUGAAUGUUUUGUAAAUGUAUUGGUCCACGUGUUGUAUUUUGUAGUACAUUAUAGUUUUGCCUUUAGUUCCAGCCACUUAUUUCCUGUAUGUAUGCAUUCUGUAGUUAUCGCAUUAAAAGUCUUGAACUGCA
Megalops cyprinoides (Indo-Pacific tarpon) is the source of this 8597-nucleotide messenger RNA. RefSeq names its product CCR4-NOT transcription complex, subunit 1 (gene cnot1). Lineage: Eukaryota; Metazoa; Chordata; Actinopteri; Elopiformes; Megalopidae. Bases 347 to 7633 code for a protein of 2428 amino acids. Gene Ontology annotation, biological process: nuclear-transcribed mRNA catabolic process, deadenylation-dependent decay. The record is from RefSeq and is a predicted model, not a curated record. Gene Ontology annotation, cellular component: P-body; CCR4-NOT core complex. Gene Ontology annotation, molecular function: molecular adaptor activity. The transcript is spliced from 48 exons.